This is a messenger RNA of Prorocentrum cordatum, 647 nucleotides long. NCBI's taxonomy places the organism in Eukaryota, Dinophyceae, Prorocentrales, Prorocentraceae. The record is from the annotation of a GenBank genome assembly.
CCGCGCCAGGCGCCCCUGCAGCUCGCCCGGCGCGGCGGCCGGAGCGCGGCCGCCCCAGGCGGCGCGAGCGCGAGGGCCAUGGGCGACGGCGACGCGCGGGCCAUGAUAGACGGCGACGCGCGGGCCAUGAACGACGGCGACGCCCGGGCCGCCCUCGUGACCGCCGCGGACUAUGAGCCGCCCUCGGAGGGCGAAGGCGAACGGGAGACGCUGCUGGGCGAGGCCACCGAGGGCACCGAGUCCGAGUACGACCUCUCCAACUUCUACGACUGCGACGCGGCCCUUGCCAGCUGGCGCGAGUCCUGGCCCGAGGAGAAGCAGAAGUUCUGCUGUGCCAGCGAGGGCAAAGGCUGCGCUGGCGAGGACAACGCCACCGCGGACGCGGCGCCCAGCGGAGGUGGAGCAGCCGGUGACGGCUGGGACCCGAGCUGGGACGAGGAGGGGGAUGAAGAGGGCGUGGGUCUGGACUACGCGCACUUGGACAUCCCGAAGGCUGGCCAUGGGGCGCGUGCUGGACAAGUGCGUGCGCCGAGCCGCGCUGCGCCGCAGCGAGGUCCUCACGAGUGACCUCUGACGUGGCGGGCGGGCGGAUCGGCGCCAGCCGCCGCGGAUGCGCUCGGCCACGGAUGCGCUGCGCCACGCUCGCG